AUGGCCGAUGUGCAUGGAGCUCGGGGUGAUACCUUAGACGAGAAAGAGAUGAAACUGGGCAACUCAAACGCCCAAGUAACGGAAGGAAGAGAGGCAAAAGCGAAGGGAUGGAGAGGUAUCGUGAGCGUACUCAAAAAGCGUGGUGAUGUCGAAUUUCGGGGCUGCACUCCCAUACCAUACGAGGAGAGGACUGAGACAAACUACUUCAAUAUCUUCACAUUGUGGUUCAGCAUGAGCUGCAAUCCCUUGCCUGUGACUUUCGGAAUGGUUGGAACAAUGAGCUUUGGUCUGAGCUUACGAGACGCCUCCCUGGUCAUUUUGUUCUUUACACUCGUCUCGACAUUACCGGUAGCCUACAUGUGUACAUGGGGUCCCAAGACCGGCAUGCGGCAGCUCGUCCAAGCCCGCUUCUCCUUCGGAAAGUACUUCGUUUCGAUACUGGUCCUCCUCAAUCUUGCCACUUUGACAGGCUUCUGCGUUGUCGACAGUAUCAUUGGCGGUCAAGCUCUCUCUGCAGUCAAGAAUGGGGAGACGAUCAGCGCAACGGUCGGCAUUGUCAUCAUCUCACUGCUGGCGCUGAUCAUCGCCUUCUUCGGAUUCCGUGUCCUCCACCACUACGAGAGAUGGGCUUGGAUACCUGCCUUGAUUGCCCUCAUAAUCGCUGCUGGCUGUGGUGGGAAAGGCCUCGGUCAGCAAGUUGCAGUACCGCCUGCAACCGCACCCCAGGUACUAUCCUUUGGUGGCCUUGUUGCAGGCUUCAUGUUGCCUUGGGCUGCGCUGGCUAGCGACUUCUCAACAUACAUGCAUCCGAAAGCGCCUCCCAUGCGCAUCGCAGCAUACACAUACGUUGGCCUUGCUUUGCCUACAGUCCUCCUCAUGACACUGGGAGCCGCCAUGGGUGGUGCGACACCCAACUUUCCCGAUUGGCAGGCUGGUUAUGAAGUCAAUGCGGCCAGUGGAGUUCUGUCUGCCAUGCUACAUCCAGCUGGAGGCUUCGGGCGCUUCGUCACUGUCAUUCUCGGGUUCUCCAUGCUCGGUAACCUCUCUGCUACAAUGUACAGCAUAACGCUGAACCUACAAAUGCUCGUUCCUUGGCUCUUCCGCAUUCCUCGCGUCAUCUUUAGCGUCAUCAUCACCGGUAUCAUUAUCGGUGUUGCGGUUGAAGCAGCCAAGUCCUUCUUCGUCAAUCUGGAGAACUUCCUGGGUGUCAUUGGGUACUGGAGCGCAGCUUUCAUUGGGAUUAUCCUCGUUGAACACCUCCUCUUUCGACGUGGCAGCUUCAUCGCUUACACCAAAGAUGACGAGGCUUGGGAUGAUAUGCAAAAGCUUCCUUGGGGCUUCGCUGCCGUCGCAGCCGGAGUCGUCUGCCUUGGUCUCCUUGUGCCCGGUAUGUCGCAAAUCUGGUUCGCGGGGCCGAUUGGAAAAGUGACGGGAGAUAUUGGUUUUGAGGUCGCAUUCGCGCUGUCUGCGUUGGCGUAUGUGCCGCUGCGAUUCUUGGAAAGAAGAAUAUGUGGAAGAUGA
Molecule: messenger RNA, 1521 nt
Organism: Parastagonospora nodorum SN15
Lineage: Eukaryota; Fungi; Ascomycota; Dothideomycetes; Pleosporales; Phaeosphaeriaceae
Exons: 2
Coding region: 1-1521 (506 amino acids)
Biological process (GO): transmembrane transport
Cellular component (GO): plasma membrane
Molecular function (GO): transmembrane transporter activity
Source: RefSeq, a predicted model, not a curated record